AUGUCAGAUAUUAAGAAGAGGAGAAUUAUUUCUAAAACGUUUUCUGUGGAAGAAGAUGACCUACUGGUUAAAAUAAUGACCAACACAUGUGAUAUUCUAGCCAUAGUAAGUAAAAUAGAAAGAUUAAUUAAAGGUCAACCAUGGAAAAAGAUAGAUUCAAUGGAAGAUUUAAUGGUCUUGAUAAAAUAUUUUGUUAAUUGUUAUAUUGCCGGUUCAUACGAUGUUAAACUUCUUAGAAUUUUGUCCAAGUUAUUGAAUUUGUUAAGAAAAGAGAAAGAGAAUGUAGUUGAUGAAGAAUUGCUCAAUGCUGUAGUUAUACUGAUUAAACAAACAACAAAAUCAAGAGAUAUUCAAGACAUCAGAAAAGUGAGUAAUAUCAUAGAUAUUGAUAUAAAGAUACGAACUCUGCUACAGACUGAUGUUAUGCCGUAUUUUAACAUGCUUGUGUCUCUAUUAGCCAGUACUGAACAAGAUAUAGAUUAUACACAUCUUAUAACUAAGUUAUAUCUACAAGGUUUUCUACUCACCCCAAACUUUCCUGAUUUGAUAUGUCAAACACUAUCUGUACAGAAUCAUGAAAACAGCAAGGAUCUGAAACUAAUUCUUCAAAGAUUGAUAGAUGUAUUGUUUUUAAAGGACAUAUCUAUAGAAACAGCAUCUCUGGCAGGAACUUGUGUUGUCAUGGUAAUUAAUACAAUAACUAAUCCUGAAUUAGUUACAAGGAUAUUGACAUCUCUUCUUACAGCACUUGAUUCAGACAGUAUUAGUAGAGUGGAAAUAGGAGAGACAUCUAUAGAUAUGCCAGAAAUAAAGCCAAAUGGUACAGUUGUGAAGUUAGUCUUUCUGAAAGCAAUAGUUACCAGUUCCAGAACUGAAGUGUUAUCAAAUACUUCACAACUCAGGGGAGAUAACCCGGAAGCCUUUAUUCUAGAGUUAAUUUCCUUUAUACAUAAAUUGUGUGGGUGCAAUGAACAACUGUAUUUAAGCUUUCAACUCUAUUCUCUGUGGUUUAAAAAACUUAAUCAAUUGUGGUCUGAAAUAAUAAUCCAAGAAAAAUCAGAUUUCAUUUCUACUUUGGUUUGUGACACUAUUGAUUGCGUCUGGAUUAAUCUUGAAAAUCCAGUAGACGAUGUCUCCAAGUAUUGUGUUGAUAUUCUCCAGUCAUUAUUAGUGCUGAAUUUAGACAGUGUAAAGCAGCAAGAACUACAGAAUGAACUGCUAUCAAGAUGUCUGAAUAUACAGUGGAAUGUGAGAUCCAGAUAUAAACCAUUACAGAUUGUUUUACCUUAUUUACAACAACACAAGAUUGAUGAAAUUCUUCCAGGAUUACAGACUGAUUUAUUAAAAUGUAUGAAUAUAAAUCAUUUGAUACCACAUUCUUCUGAUGUUUAUAAAACUUGUCUUCAAAUUAUUGUAAAUUCAACCACUGAUAAAGAAAAACAGUUGAAUAUUUGGAUUGAAACAUGGAAAGAUUUACUGAUUAGAGGUGUAACUCAUUCUGACAGUUUAACAUGUACUAAGAUAAAUACAUACUGGAUACCGAUUACUUUAAAACUACUGCCCUCCAGUGGUGAAUAUUUACAGACAUAUUUAAAUGAAUUGUUAACCAAGGGCAAUAAUCGAGAGGAGAUUCUAUUAACUUGGUGCAUCAUAGUUAAAACUAUUAGAAUUACUAGUGGCAUCGAUGUUGAUUUGUUGGAUAAAGAAUUGUUAAAGGAGGUAUUAGUUAGUGAAAAUGAAGAUAUCAGAAUAGAAGGGUUAGCUUUAAUCACAAAUUCAAAUAAAAAAUCAGAGGCUCUGUCAGAAAUUGAAAUCAGAUUAUUCAAAGACUUUUUACCAUUAAAUCUAAGAGUUGACUCAGCACCAUUUCGACAGUUACUAACAACUAAUAUACAGAGACUCUUAGUACGUAUCAGAGAUAGCUGUGUUAGUUUAGUUAAGAAAAAUAAAGAGUCCCAACAACUAGUCGAAAGCAUCCAGUUUGUAGAUUGGCUACAUAACUUAUUUAUGCAUAAUUUAGUACCAGGUGUCAGUUAUCAACGAAGAAAAUCUUGUCUCGAUAACCUUGACUCAAUGUAUCAGGUGUUCUCGUCUACUGACAAACAGAAGAAGGGAUCUUCAGAUUCUAAUGAUGUUUUGAUGGAUUAUGCCAGGAAUAAAGGAUUGUUGGAUUUCUAUAACCAUGACAACGCUAACAGUUUAAUGCACUGUAUACUAGAUGGAGCAGAUGAGAUUCGUGAAUUAUCCUAUAUAGUACUAAAUACAAGGUUUAUAUGGGAUACAAAAGAUGAUAGGCGAUUGGAUGAUAUUAAGAAGUUAUCUUGUCAUCUAUUGGUUAAAUCUAUAACACUAUGUAAUAAACCUAAAGCAAGUGAUAGUCAUGGUGGAGCUUUGUUAACUAGAUUGGUAUACAAUAAGUUUGCAUGUAUUGGUUUAGAAUUCAAUAUCAUGACAGUAGCUAAUAAACUGAAGGUAAACUGCAUGAAAGGGUCACCAGACAGCAGCAAAAUAAAGUUUUUAGAAUUAUUAUUGGUGGAAUUAGAGAUAUCUAUAAAAACAGCUGAAACGAAUCCAGUUUUAGCAUCUCAAUCAGCUCCCAUACAUGGAAUUCUUCAAGCCAUUACAUUCUGUGUAAACGAUAUAAGCUCACUCGAUCAGAAAGCUGAUAAUUCAUUGGUUGAUAUAAUUAAACAAGUGGUGACCUCUAGUGUUAAGAUAGUUAAUCUUAUGUUAUUGGUGAUGUCAGGUGGAAAAAAAUCAGAAACUUGUCUAUCAUUUGCUGAACUGGGUUCUGCUAUAGAAACCAUGGUAACAGAUGGACAGUGUGAGAAUGUUGCUUUGUCUCCAGAAUUCCAAUGUCUCCUAUCGUGGUGUUGGGUCAAUUUAAAGGUUUGUUGUACAAGUUUAAGUGAAUUGAUGUCAGCUAUAUUAGUCUCUAGUUCAUCAGAUGUUUGUAUUAUAGCUGAGAAAAUAAAACAUGUCUUUCUUCAAGUGUUAACUCACUGUCGCCAUAGGGGAGCUAUUGAAGGCUGUAGAAAUGGUUUGAUGAAGUUUGCCUUGUCUUUGAUGAGUUGUAAUGAUGCUGAAUUAAGAGAGAUUCCAUUUUCACUGAUGGAUCAGGUCUUCACAAGUCUGGAAUGUAAAAAUAAAAUGGCAUCAGUUACCAGAAGAUCAGCAGGACUACCAAUUAUUGUACAUGUACUGACUGUAGCUGCUUUUAAACUUAAAAUGCACAGAAUGGUUGAUGAUGUUUUGAACAAAUUCUACGUCUUGGCAUCCAAGCCUAUACUGGAUGAUUGGGAUGAAAGACAAGAUUUACCAGCCGUUCAUGGCUUGAAUAUAUUGAAGGCUGUGUUUGGGGAUAGUUCUCUUUCAUCUAGUCUUAAACCCUACUAUAGUAAAAUGGUGAUUCUUGUUAUUAAUAGUUUUCAAUCUCCAUGCUGGGCUGUAAGAAACGCUGCCUCACAAGUAUUUAGUACAUUAAUGCUAAGGAUGUUUGGACCAAAAGGUGGUAGUGGAUCAGUCACAUUAAAAGAGUUAUCUGCUCAUUAUCCUGAAUUACCAGUCUUUUUAUUGAGCAAAUUAGAUGAGAAUAUUAGUGGUCUAUGUCCGUCUUUGUUCCUGGUUUUGGCAAUCUUAUCCAGCCUUUCACCAUCACCAACAGACAGUCAGCAAUUAUCAGAAUUUCGUAAUAGAGUGCUGAAAAUUACAUCAAACAGUAUUUAUUCCAUUCGAGAAUUAUCUGCAUUGUCUAUGGUGGCAUUAAUACCAUUAGAUAAAACCUCUGGUUGGUUGAUAGAUUUGAUUGACAGAUUACCAACAACCAGUGAUGAAUAUUUCUCAACAAACCUGUUUCAUGGCUAUCUUCUAUGUACAGAGAAACUACUGCUCAACAGAGAUUUAAGUCCUGAGUCAUCAAGUGCUAUAUUAAAGAAAAUUUUACAAUGUUCCUGGAUCAUCUCAAAUCCACCAUUAUGUCGUCUGCUGUCACAAAAAUACUGUCAUAUUGUGAGCCAUCUUGUUACUGAAUAUGAUUUGUGUAUCCCAGAAAUGGAUCAGCUAAAUUCCAGAAUUGAAACUGCCAUAUUUACAAAGCCAUCUUCACUUACGGUAGGAGAUGGUGUAUUUAAGAGUGCUCUAGUUAACCUAUCUAUCAGUAUAUCUGGUGAUGUUACUGGAUUAUAUUGUCAAUGUUUAUUACAUGGUGAUGUUGACGUCCAGUCGGCCUGUUUGAAUAGAAUACAGACCACUAUUAAAUCACAUGAUAAACUUAUAAAUUGGAAUUAUAUACAGGAAAGUUUAUGGAAGAUUUUACAAAAUAAAUCAUCUUUAUCCAAUCUGAAACUCAUCACCUCUAUAUUAGUUGAUAUUACAUUGCAAGGAUUAACACCAAGGGAUAAAAACCUACAGAGUAUAGAUUUUAAUAUGAUUGAAACACAGUUUGAAUCUAAACCAGGGUUAAAAUAUUGCCUGAUACCUCUAGAAGCUAUUCUGAUAACAGACCAAUAUGAUUGGAGUAAAAUAGAAAAAUGGUGUGAGAGGGUUAAAUCUGCUAGUAAUGGUGAUAAUAAUGAAGAUAUUAGAAUCUCUGCAGUUCAAGGGUUAAUCCUAGCUGGUGAUAGAAUAUUUGAUAUGGUCACUAAAAAACACCAGAAUGAAUCAUCAGCUUCUCCUAUAAGUUUGAUAGAAGCCACUCUACAACUUAUUGAUGAAGAAGAUACAGAUAUAAGAAAAAUGGCAGCUACUUUCAUUUCACAACUUCUGUAUUCUAAAACAAACGGUCAUGCUACUAAUAGUAAUGUCUGUAUUAAAAUUUUCAUAGAGCAUAUUGCUGAGACGUUUGGAAAUCGGAGAGAAAUUGUUCAUUAUUUACUGGAAAAACUUUUUCAAACUGGUUCAGUGUUACGUCUUAUAAACCAAUCACUUGAUAAUCAAAGCUUUCAGGCUCUCUUUGAUCAUGAUGAUGAUUCAUUUUUUUCUGAGAAGAUUUUGCGUCUGGUUGAUUUACACUACUGUAUAUUGUCCUGUAUAUCAAAUAUACAAUGGUCAGAGUUUUAUGAUAAUUUAGUUCAAGAUCUCCAGCAAGAUUUAUCUCUGAGUGUAAAGUUGAUACAACAAAAUAUUAAAGAGAAUGGAGUAAUGAAUAUGACCAGUACAACGUUUAUUAUGAUAUCAUUAACCGGGCUGAUAUUAUGUAGUGAUAUUGUCAGGAGGAUAGCCAGUGAGACAAAGAAUUUAGAUAUUGUAUCAUCUCUUCAAUCUUCUGUACAAAGUUUCUAUAAGUUGGAAGAUGUUCAUCCUUGGUACCAACAGUUACAAAAUAUUACUGAAAAUAUUCAAGACUCCAGCCAGCAAUUAUUGAACUGA
Molecule: messenger RNA, 5367 nt
Organism: Lottia gigantea (owl limpet)
Lineage: Eukaryota; Metazoa; Mollusca; Gastropoda; Lottiidae
Exons: 33
Coding region: 1-5367 (1788 amino acids)
Biological process (GO): tRNA methylation
Cellular component (GO): cytosol
Source: RefSeq, a predicted model, not a curated record